AUGGCGGUUGCACUGAAUCGGUUUAUUAGCAAAUCCUCAGAUCAGAUGAAGCCCUUCUUCCAGCUUUUGAGGGAAAAUGCAGCAUUUGAAUGGAGUAGCGAAUGUACCGAAGCACUGCAGAGCCUCAAAAGAUACCUUAGUGCACCUCCUCUACUGUCCACUCCAGAACCGGGAGAGGAGCUGUAUCUCUAUCUAGCAGUCUCAGAUCAUGCCGUGAGCGUAGUAUUAAUUCGAGAAGUUGACAAGGAACAGAGACCAGUAUAUUAUGUUAGCAAGACUUUACUAGAUGCCGAGACACAGAACUCUUCUCCAAGGUACCCGCAGAGCAAUGGUCAGGCAGAAGCAUCGAACAAAACCAUCAUCAACGGAGUGAAAAAGCGGCUUGAACAUGCUAAAGGCAAAUGGGUUGAAGAGUUACCUCACGUAUUAUGGGCCUACCGAACUACAGCACGACGCCCCACAGGAGAAACACCUUACUCUUUAACCUAUGGAAUGGAGGCCAUCAUCCCACUCGAAGUAGGUCUCCCAACCCUUCGGUCUGAAUUAUUUGAAAGCUCCAGUAAUAAGGAAGCUAUCGCGCAAGCACUGGAUAUGGCAGAGGGCCGAAGAGAGGCAGCGCUAAUCAGACUUGAAGCAUAUCAGCAGCAGCUCAUCAGAAGUUUCAACCAAAAAGUUUUCCCAAGGCAAUUCAUACCAGGAGAAUUGGUUUUGAGGAAAGUCAUGGAUCACAAACGGGUGCCUGGUGAGGGCAAACUUGGGCUGAACUGGGAAGGUCCCUAUAAAAUCACAGCCAUUAUUGGAAAUGGAGCUUACUACCUAAAGGAUCUGAAUGGCAAAGCAAUACCUCGGCCCUGGAACGUAGCAAACCUCAAGAAAUACUAUUAA
Messenger RNA from Camellia sinensis, 885 nucleotides. NCBI's taxonomy places the organism in Eukaryota, Viridiplantae, Streptophyta, Magnoliopsida, Ericales, Theaceae. The record is from RefSeq and is a predicted model, not a curated record.